Molecule: messenger RNA, 1020 nt
Organism: Fraxinus pennsylvanica
Lineage: Eukaryota; Viridiplantae; Streptophyta; Magnoliopsida; Lamiales; Oleaceae
Source: the annotation of a GenBank genome assembly
AUGACUGAUCCUUAUCCCAAUGGCUUCAAUGGAUGGUUCAAUCUCAAACCAUUUAGCCAGUUCUCCACCUCCACCUCCACCGCCACCACCUCCACUCCAGAAUCUCUUUAUACUUUUAAUUGCAUCUAUUCCACGAGUAGUUCCAACGACAAUUGUUUGUAUUAUACACAGUACGAAUCCUCACCCCCUUCCCCACCUAUAAGAGAAGCUCUUCCACUUCUAAGUUUGAGCCCAACAAGGUCUGCAUCGCAUCACUCAUCUUGCACUGCCAUGGAUUUGGAUGAUAAGAAAUUAGAGAAUGAAAAUCAGGUACCUGAUGAUGAUGAUGAUGAAGCUGUGACUUUGGCUUUAAAUUUAAGGAUUCCUACUCCUGAUUCUGAUUUGAUUUCAAGAUUUAUCUCAUCCACCUCAGAUGGAGUAAAUUAUAGUAGGGAAGAUGUAACCGUGGCUAAUGGAUAUGCCACAACUCCCCUCAACAGGGGUCAGUAUUGGAUCCCAACCCCUGCCCAGAUUCUGAUGGGCCCCACUCAAUUUUCUUGCCCUCUCUGCUUCAAGACCUUCAGUAGAUACAAUAACAUGCAGAUGCACAUGUGGGGGCAUGGAUCUCAGUACAGAAAAGGGCCAGAAUCUCUAAGGGGUACACAACCAACAGCCAUGCUUAGGCUUCCUUGCUAUUGCUGUGAGCCAGGUUGCAGGAACAACGUUGACCAUCCAAGAGCCAAACCCCUCAAAGAUUUCAGAACCCUUCAAACUCACUACAAAAGAAAGCACGGAAUUAAGCCAUUUGUAUGCAGGAAAUGUGGAAAGGCCUUCGCUGUGAGGGGAGACUGGAGAACCCAUGAAAAGAACUGUGGAAAACUAUGGUACUGCACUUGCGGAUCAGAUUUUAAACACAAAAGGUCACUGAAAGAUCAUAUUAAGGCAUUUGGAAAUGGCCAUGCAGCUUAUGAGAUUGACACUUUUGAUGAAGAAGAUGAACCUGCUUCUGAAAUUGAGCAAGAUAAUGAAUCCUCUCAGUGA